Molecule: messenger RNA, 1205 nt
Organism: Xyrauchen texanus (razorback sucker)
Lineage: Eukaryota; Metazoa; Chordata; Actinopteri; Cypriniformes; Catostomidae
Product: homeobox protein Hox-B7a-like
Exons: 2
Coding region: 82-753 (223 amino acids)
Biological process (GO): regulation of transcription by RNA polymerase II; anterior/posterior pattern specification
Cellular component (GO): nucleus
Molecular function (GO): RNA polymerase II cis-regulatory region sequence-specific DNA binding; DNA-binding transcription factor activity, RNA polymerase II-specific
Source: RefSeq, a predicted model, not a curated record
GGACUGUAAUUCUGUAAUAUAUCAUUGGACAUCGUAAACCCGACACUUAAAGCUCUUGGCCUAUAAGUCAUUUAUAAAAUUAUGAGUUCGUUGUAUUAUGCGAACGCACUGUUUUCCAAAUACCAAGUGCCGAGUUCUGUCUUCUCUACUGGCGUAUAUCCCGAGCAAACUUCUUGCGCAUUUGCGACCAGUUCCCAGCGGGCCAGCGGUUACGGCUCGGAUUCUACCGGUGCACCGGUCUCCUCUUCUUCCUCCUCCUUGUCGACCAUGUAUACCAACGGUGUUUGUCUUUCCAGCCAGAGCCAAGGCAUUUACCCAACUACGUAUGAGCUGGGGGUCGUCUCUUUGAACAUGCACAGCUCCCUGUUUGAUCAACCGAGUCUGCCCAUGGUGUGCACCGGCGAUCUCUCUAAAGCGCAAAGCAGUGGUAAGACAGAACAGAGAGGCUUCCUUCAGAACAACGACGACAACCUCCGGAUCUAUCCGUGGAUGAGAAGUACAGGUGUGGACCGGAAGAGAGGUCGCCAGACAUAUUCGCGCUAUCAAACGCUAGAGUUGGAGAAAGAGUUCCACUUCAACCGUUACCUUUCACGGCGACGGCGUAUCGAGAUUGCACACACUCUUUGCUUGACCGAACGCCAGAUCAAAAUCUGGUUUCAAAACAGAAGAAUGAAAUGGAAGAAAGAGAAUAAAUCGGCGGACCCUUGCUCUCCUGCUGCUGACCAAAUCGUGGAUGACGAGGAAGAAAAGUAGCAAUGGAAGGCAAGAAAGAAGAUGAACAGAAAAAAUAGACUGUGCUAUGAAGAGGAAGAGCAAUUUGACUUGCUUUAAUUCAUGACGAAAAAAGAUUCUACCUACUCCUACUAUUACUCAGUUCAUGUAGACAGUGUCAAGAUAGUGGCUGCUACUGUAACUUGUAUUUGACUUGUAUUCAUGUUAGAGACUAUUCAAAUAUUUAAAGAGAGUGAGAAAGAGAGGGAGAGAGAUAUCAAACUUUUGAAAAUUAAGUUUACAUGCUCACUUAUUUGUGGCCUAUUUUGUUCGGGCUAUUUACAGAACGGAGAAAGCAGCUUUAAACAAGUUUUGUGCAUAUAUAUUUAUGUUUUUUAUUUUUAUUUUGACAAACCGCUAUUCUGUAUAUAGAACUGUGUCUUAAUUGUUUGUUUUUUUCCUGUUUCGCAGAAGUGUUUAAAUAAACGAAGUGA